Octodon degus (degu) is the source of this 2528-nucleotide messenger RNA. RefSeq names its product dymeclin (gene Dym). The coding region runs from base 311 to 2320 and encodes 669 amino acids. NCBI's taxonomy places the organism in Eukaryota, Metazoa, Chordata, Mammalia, Rodentia, Octodontidae. The record is from RefSeq and is a predicted model, not a curated record. Gene Ontology annotation, biological process: Golgi organization. Gene Ontology annotation, cellular component: Golgi apparatus. The transcript has 17 exons.
UGGCCGUUCGGUCCCGUCCGCGUUCUCGGCCGCUUCCCUCUCCUUUCCCCGCCUCCCGGGCCUUCGCGCUGAUUCGGCGGACGCUGGAGCUGAGCUGGAGCCCGAGCCGCAGAGACGUGGAAACGUGGAGGCCUGAGCCGGCUUGCGCCUCCCGGGCUGCGGCGCUGCCGCACUUCCCUGACGCCUCUGCCUGCGGCCAGCGGCCCGCCUGCAGUGCGUGGUGGGGCGGACGCGGAGCUCCUGGCAGGCUGAGACAGGUGGUCCUGUGGAAAUGCAGGUAUAAAGACAAGCUAUCUUGUUGCACCAGAAGAUGGGGUCAAAUAGCAGCAGGAUCAAUGAUCUUCCUAAAAAUGAGUAUUUAAAAAAGUUAUCAGGCACAGAAUCUAUCUCUGAGAAUGACCCAUUCUGGAAUCAGCUUCUGUCAUUUUCCUUCCCUGCACCAACUAGCAGCACUGAGUUGAAACUCUUGGAAGAGGCAACCAUUUCAGUCUGCAAAUCUUUAGUUGACAACAAUCCUCGAACAGGAAAUCUUGCUGCACUAAUUAAGGUCUUCCUUUCUAGAACCAAAGAACUCAAACUCUCAGCAGAAUGUCAGAACCACCUCUUCAUUUGGCAGACACAUAAUGCUUUGUUUAUUAUUUGCUGUUUGCUGAAAAUAUUCAUCUGUGAGAUGUCAGAGGAGGAGUUACAACUUCAUUUUACUUACGAAGAGAAGUCUUCUGGCAGUUACAGUUCGGAUUCAGAAGAUCUUUUGGAAGAAUUGCUUUGCUGUUUGAUUCAGUUAAUCACUGAUAUUCCACUCUUAGAUAUUACAUAUGAAAUAUCAGUGGCAGCUAUAUCAACAGUAGUUGUCUUCCUUUCCUGCCAACUCUUCCACAAAGAAGUUCUGCGACAGAGCAUCAGUCACAAGUAUUUGAUGCAUGGCCCAUGUCUUCCAUACACCAGCAAACUUGUGAAAACCUUACUGUAUAACUUUAUCAGACAAGAAAAGCCACCACCUCCAGGAUCCCAUAUUUUCCCUCAGCAGUCGGAUGGAGGAGGACUGCUAUAUGGACUGGCAUCAGGAGUAGCAACUGGGCUGUGGACGGUCUUCACACUGGGCAGUGUGGGCAGCAAGGCAGCUGCCUCCACAGAGCUUCCCUCUCCUCUCGCCAACCAGAGCCUCCUGCUUCUGCUGGUGCUGGCUAACCUGACAGACGCUCCAGAUGCACCAAAUCCCUACAGACAGGCCGUUAUGUCCUUUAAGAACACACAAGAUAGCAGUUCCUUUCCCUCAUCAGUUCCACACGCCUUCCAGAUUAACUUCAACAGCUUAUACACAGCCCUGUGUGAACAGCAGACGUCUGACCAGGCAACACUUCUGUUGUACACACUGCUUCAUCAGAACAGUAAUGUCAGAACAUACAUGCUGGCUCGCACGGAUAUGGAGAAUCUUGUUUUACCAAUUCUUGAAAUUUUAUAUCAUGUUGAAGAAAGAAAUUCACACCAUGUGUAUAUGGCCCUCAUAAUACUGCUGAUCCUUACAGAAGAUGAUGGCUUCAAUAGGUCCAUUCAUGAAGUGAUAUUAAAAAAUAUUACUUGGUAUUCAGAACGGGUUUUAACUGAAAUUUCACUGGGGAGUCUCCUCAUUCUGGUUGUAAUAAGAACCAUUCAAUACAACAUGACAAGGACAAGAGACAAGUACCUUCACACAAAUUGUUUGGCAGCUUUAGCAAAUAUGUCGGCACAGUUUCGUUCUCUCCAUCAGUAUGCUGCCCAGAGGAUUAUCAGUUUGUUUUCUUUGCUAUCUAAAAAGCACAACAAAGUUCUGGAACAAGCCACACAGUCUUUGAGAGGUUCCCUGAGUUCCAGUGAUAUUCCUCUACCAGAUUAUGCACAGGAUCUCAACGUUAUUGAAGAAGUGAUUCGAAUGAUGUUGGAAAUUAUCAAUUCCUGCCUGACAAAUUCUCUCCACCACAACCCAAACUUGGUGUAUGCACUGCUCUACAAACGGGAUCUCUUUGAACAGUUUCGAACUCAUCCUUCAUUUGAGGAUAUAAUGCAAAAUAUUGAUCUGGUGAUUACCUUCUUUAGCUCAAGACUGCUGCAAGCUGGAGCUGAGUUAUCAGUGGAACGGGUCUUGGAAAUCAUUAAGCAAGGGGUUGUUGCGCUACCCAAAGACAGACUAAAGAAAUUUCCAGAAUUGAAAUUCAAAUAUGUGGAAGAGGAGCAGCCCGAGGAGUUUUUCAUCCCAUAUGUCUGGUCUCUGGUCUACAACUCAGCAGUAGGCCUCUACUGGAACCCACAGGACAUCCAGCUGUUCACAAUGGAUUCUGACUGAGGCAGGGUGUACUCCUGCCCACACCACAGCCGGACAGCCCUGCUAGUUGUUUUAUUCAAGGGAACAGAAACAGACAGGUCGCCGAUGUGUCUUCUGUCACAUGAGUGUUCCCCUCUCACACUGUGGAGAAUUGGUGCCAGCUGGCCAUAGAUCACUCAGCUUAGAUUGUAGUACAGGGAGGGGUGUGCACAACAACAAUAAAUGUAAA